AUGGGGAAGUAUAGGAAGAGAUUCAAUGAAAAAGCUAGAUCUGGAAUGCUAGCGAAGCAGGCAGCAUUAAAGAAAGCACGAAAUAAACAAUUGUAUGCUCAAGAAGACGAAAAAGAAUCAGACACUGAAGGUACAAAAUUAUCAUCAUAUGAUAUAUCAACAUUUAAUACACAAGAUUCCAAUGCUGAAAUACUAGCUCCGGUAUCAGAGGAGGAACGACUAGCUCGGAAAAGAGCACUCGAAGAGAAUCUAUAUUCACAAAAUGCUAAGACUGAAAAAUUGUCAAGAUCGAAGAAGAAAAGACUCGAUAAAUAUAUUGAACAUCAAUUAAAACGUGAGGAAAAGAAAACAUUACUUGCAAAACUAGCAGAAACAAAAGUAGAUACAUCGAAAUACAGUGCAUUGAAAGAGUUGGGGAAAGGUAAGUUGACAAAGAAAGAACAAAUGAUAGAGGCCUUAGAGCUAGAACGACAAGGUAGAGGUGAUGAUCAUACUAAAGAAAUACUAUACGAAGAAAGAGACGUGGAAGAAUUUGAUGAAGAGAACAUAAUUGGAGCUAAUGAAGAUACAUCGGCAAGUCCUGUCCAUAAUAAGUCUUCGUUCUUGGACAAUAGGCCAUCCAAAUUUGGGGGAUCAGGAUUUGGGUUUGGUUUCAGUAAUAUACCUGUAAUUAGAAGAGACAAUAAAGAGUCGAAGAAAAAAUACACAUGGAGAAAAAGAGUAGAAGAUGAAGAGAAUAAAAAGCUCAAGAUUGAAGCAGAAAAGGAUUUUGAAUCGGACUCGGAUAGUGAAGUUGAUGAUGCAGAGGAAGAAGAUGAUGAUGAUGACGAAAUUGAAGAUGAUGACGAAGAUUCUGUAAAUGAUGAAAGAAAUGGAGACGGGAAUGAAGAAGAGGAAGAAGAAGAAGAAGAAUUAGUGAAUAUCGUGGAAGACGAAGAUGACGAAGACGUUAUUAAAGAAACUGGAGGCAAGAAAUUUGAGAAGAAAAAGAAUAAUAAAAAAGAAAUUGAUCAUGAACAGGAAGAAGACGAGGUAGAAGAUGAAGAUGAAGAAGAUGAAGAUGAAGAAGAAGAAGAUGAAGAUGAAGAAGAUGAAGAUGAAGAAGAUGAAGAUGAAGAUGAUGAUGAUGAAGAUGAGGAGGAGGAAGAGGAAAUGACGACAAAGCUUGAACAAAAUAAACCACGUCACUCAAAUACGGCUACUUCUUUCAAAGAAUGGGCAGAACAACAAUUGAAAAAGAGCGAAGGUAGAGAAAACAUUCCACUCAUUGCUGAAAUAUCUGAGGAAACUAAACAAAAAUAUUCUAAACCUAGUGUCAGAGAAGAAGAUUUCGAGCACAGUUCAGAUGAAGAAGGUUAUAUUCAAAUUGAUAAAAACUUACAAAGAAAAGCAUUUGUAGUCAAUGUUCAGAGGUCAGAUGAAAUUCAAAAACAACGUCUUGAACUUCCAAUAUUUGCAGAAGAGCACAAAAUAAUGGAAGCAAUUUAUCACCAUGACUGUGUAAUAUUAUGUGGUGAAACUGGUUCUGGUAAAACAACUCAAAUACCUCAAUUUUUAUAUGAAGCAGGUUUCGGUAAUAAAAGAAAUGAACUAUAUCCAAAUAUGAUUGGAAUAACUCAGCCAAGAAGAGUAGCUGCAGUGUCGAUGUCGGAAAGAGUAGGCAAUGAAUUGGGUGACCACAAACAUAGGGUAGGUCAUCAAAUAAGAUUUGAUACUUCUAUCAAAAAUGAAGGCACCGAAAAGGGGACUGUUAUGAAAUUUAUGACGGACGGUGUUCUAUUAAGGGAGAUGAUGAAAGACUUUUUGUUGACAAAAUAUUCAGCGUUAAUCAUUGAUGAAGCUCAUGAAAGAAAUAUAAAUACAGAUAUUUUGAUUGGUAUGCUAACUAGAGUUUUGAAAUUGAGAAGAAAGUAUCAUGAAAAGGAUCCUCAAAAAUACAAACCUUUGAAGGUUAUUAUUAUGUCUGCUACAUUGCGAAUCAAAGAUUUUUCUGAAAAUACGUCCUUGUUCAAGGUUCAGCCACCAAUUAUCAAUGUGCAAGCUAGACAAUAUCCAGUCUCGAUACAUUUCAACAAAAAGACCGAAUUUGAUUAUCAAGAAGAAGCCUUAAAGAAAGCAUGUAAAAUACACAGAAAACUUCCACCUGGUGGUAUAUUGAUAUUUAUGACAGGACAGUCUGAGAUUACAAAUUUGGUAAAGAAACUCAAAGAUUUGUUUCCUUCUAAAAAACAACUAAGGGGUAAUGAAAUAGAAUCAGAAACUGAUGUUAAACUUUCAAACAAUGUUCAACAAGAGGCGGAAGAUAUUGAUUUUAGUGUAAAUCUAGCUGAUCAAGCACAUUAUGAUGAUUUUGAUGAUAAUGAAUCAGAAGUAGAAGAAGAAGGAUUUGAAGAAGCAAUUGACGAUCAAAAAGUUGGUCCACUUCAUGUUUUACCGUUAUAUUCGCUUUUACCUACAAACCAGCAAAUGAAAGUUUUCGAGGAACCUCCUAGGGGAAGUAGAUUAUGUAUUGUAUCGACAAAUGUUGCUGAAACUUCUUUGACUAUUCCUGGUAUAAAAUACGUGAUUGAUUGUGGUAGAUCGAAAGAAAAGAAAUAUAAUCAAGAAAAUGGGGUUACUUCUUUUGAAAUUGAUUGGAUUUCUAAAGCAUCGGCGGAUCAAAGGGCAGGUAGAGCAGGUAGAACAAGUGCUGGUCAUUGCUACAGACUUUACUCUUCGGCAGUUUAUGAAGAAUUUUUUCCGCAAUUUAGUGUACCUGAGAUUUUGCGAACUCCAUUUGAAAGUAUCGUUUUAAGUAUGAAGAGCAUGGGUAUAGAUCAAAUUGUGAAUUUUCCAUUUCCGACACCUCCAGAUAGAACAGCUUUGAAACAAGCAGAAGAAUUACUUGUCAUUCUUGGUGCCCUUGAUAAUAAGGAUCUUCAGAUAACAGAUUUGGGUAGGAAAAUGUCAUUAUUCCCAUUAAGUCCAAGAUUCUCAAAAAUUUUAAUAAUGGGUAAUCAACAAGGUUGUCUUCAGUAUAUCAUUGCUAUAGUUGCUGCUUUAUCUGUUGGUGAUCCGUUCAUUUCAGAAACUGAGUUAAUUGGUAAUAUGGAUGAAGAUCAAAAGAAAAGCUUCAGAACUAAAUUCUAUCAAUCAAAAGCUCUUUUUGCCAAGCUUGACUCAUCUAGUGAAUGUAUGAUAUCAUUAUCUGCUGUAUGUGCAUUAGAUCAUAUAUCAAAAGAUCAAAUCAAAAGUUUCAUUUCAAAUCAUUAUUUAAGACAAAAGAUAAUUGAGGAGAUACAAAAAUUACGAAAGCAAUUAAGCAGCAUAGUGGAAAGAUGCUUAGUCUCACCAGCUGGUGGUACAUUUGAAAUAGCAGAUAAAUUGGCCGUACCAAAUAAGAAACAAGUUUCUGCAUUGAAACAAAUGAUUGCAUCUGGAUUUAUUGAUCAUGUGGCAAUACGAGGAGAUCUUAUUUCUUCAGAAGUGAAAAUUCCCAACAAAUCUAGCAUUACCAAUGUUCCUUAUUGCCCUGUGAUGCCAAUCGAUCAUGGACAAUUUGUUUACAUUCAUGGGAAUUCUGUCAUGACAAAGACUGGUACUUCUCCUAAUUAUCUAGUAUACAAAACAUUAAGCACUAAGUCUAGAAACUCAAAUUUAGAAGAUGAACCUUCAAAAAUCAGAAUGACACCAUUAGUUGAUAUAUCCGGCAAACAAUUAGCUAACAUAGCUAAAAAAUCUGUUUUAUUGACAUUUUCAAAACCUUUAGGUCAUCCUUAUGCACCUGUUAAUAUAACGCCCACCAAGAGAGAGUGUUAUGUAGUACCUAGAUUUGGUUCAGCUAUAGGAAGUGGUGGUGUUGGAUGGGAUUUACCUGCUAUGAAAGUCACUCAAAUAAAAAGUAAUGGUCAAUGGAUAACUUUAUAG
Messenger RNA from Lodderomyces pseudojiufengensis, 3906 nucleotides. RefSeq names its product ATP-dependent RNA helicase. The transcript has a single exon. Gene Ontology annotation, molecular function: ATP binding; RNA binding. Bases 1 to 3906 code for a protein of 1301 amino acids. NCBI's taxonomy places the organism in Eukaryota, Fungi, Ascomycota, Pichiomycetes, Serinales, Debaryomycetaceae. Gene Ontology annotation, cellular component: intracellular anatomical structure; nucleolus. The record is from RefSeq and is a predicted model, not a curated record. Gene Ontology annotation, biological process: maturation of SSU-rRNA from tricistronic rRNA transcript (SSU-rRNA, 5.8S rRNA, LSU-rRNA).